Messenger RNA from Cantharellus anzutake, 2054 nucleotides. RefSeq lists its product as uncharacterized. The coding region runs from base 311 to 1870 and encodes 519 amino acids. The record is from RefSeq and is a predicted model, not a curated record. Gene Ontology annotation, molecular function: translation initiation factor activity; guanyl-nucleotide exchange factor activity. Gene Ontology annotation, biological process: cytoplasmic translational initiation. The transcript has 6 exons. Lineage: Eukaryota; Fungi; Basidiomycota; Agaricomycetes; Cantharellales; Hydnaceae. Gene Ontology annotation, cellular component: eukaryotic translation initiation factor 2B complex; guanyl-nucleotide exchange factor complex.
CUUACAGCCACUCACAAAUGAGCUCUCGAGAGGGAAUUCCUCGACACCCACACCAAAAGCCCUGUUGCCCAUCGCUAACUGGCCCAUGAUAUUCUAUCCUCUUGUCUGGUUACGAGAUGCUAGUAUUUCUGGUAUGGGCGCGUAAUGGCUCUUAAGCCCCCUUGUUUAGCUCGAUUGAACAGAUGUUUUACUCAUUCUGCCUCACUCUCACAAGUCUGACAUCUCACAAACAAUUUGGCAUUCGGACGAAAGUUAUCCAUCACUCUCAUCCUUGUCCAUAACUUUAGAGACUAUUGAGGACUCCGAAUCUAUGUCUCUUGGAACAGCGGAUAUUUUGCGCAAGUUUUCCCAUCUGUUUUUGGCAGACGUAAUAGUGCUUCCAUGCGACUUCAUUCCCCCUCGAUCGCUGCCUCUCAGCUCUAUCUUGAAUGAUUAUCGUGUUGACCUUCACCCACCGAUGGUCAGCGUGCUGUUGUAUGAGCGAGCAGAGACAGGGAAAGACGGGCCACCCCCAUGUUUGUUUGGCCGAGACAAGGAGAGUAAUUCUCUUGUCUUCGUGCAGGGCGAAAGUACAGGGGAUGAUUUGGAGUUGAGAACGUCGAUGUUCUGGAGAUUUCCGAAUAUCGCAUUGACCACAACAUACCUUGACUCCCACGUCUACAUAGUCAAACAAAAAUGCAUAGAACUGCUGGCUCAACGUCCAAGCCUAGAGUCACUGAAGGACGAUGUGAUACCUUGGCUAGCGAGCUUCAGUUACAGACAGAGCUACAUCAAGAAGUGGGGUUCAUCCAUCAACUUUGGAACGAACCCCAAUGAACUUGCUAUCGCCUAUUCUACGACAACCGUCUCCGGAAAAUCUAGAACCAGUUCCCAACUUGCGCUGUCUGGUGGUGCCCUUUCGCGCCCCAUCUUAGACGCUGGCGCUUCGCCUUCAUUGACGCGUGUGUCUUCACUUUCGAAAGUUUCGCAGCCGCAGUUGGAGACAGCCACAACGUCACCCGGUCUUGGCAAGUCUCACACCAGCUCCCCCGCACCCAGCGGGAACUACAAUGACUCUCCCCCGAGCGCAUCCGCAAUCCUGGAUGAAGCCACCACAUCGGACUUCCGCGUGAGUGCGAGGCUACACAAUCUCAAGGAUGGUUUCGCUGCCCGGGCGAAUACUAUUGGUGCAUAUGCUGAACUGAACAGACAAGCACUGUCGGCGAUGGCUUCUGCGGCGGCGCACUCGGAGCAGCCACCUAAGAUGGCUGCCAAUCCCCUGCAUCAGGGUCAGAUUUCUUCUGAUUCGCUGGUUGCAUCUUCAGCCCGCAUAGGAACAAAGACCUCCAUCAAGAAAAGUGUCGUUGGACCCCAUUGCGUCAUUGGGAAAAACGUAAAACUGAGCGGCUGCACCUUGAUAGGCUACGUCGAAGUGAAAGAUGGCGCCAAGCUAGAAAAUUGUAUAGUGAGCCGCAACGUCGUCAUAGCCGAGCGUGCAACGCUCAAAGACUGCGAGCUUGCACCAGGGGUGGUCACCCAGCCUGAGGGUGAGUCUUCAAUUGUCAAACAUACAAAACCACCGCCAUCCCCCAAGGAAGCGGCCAAGCCAAAGGCCCAAAUUCCUGCGCAAAUGCACGAAGUCGCACCCGCACGCUCUGAAAGUGGGCCUGCACCCUCUACUACGCAGUUCAACGACGAUACUGUACCUGAGCCUGCGGAAACCAAUUCUAGUAGCGCUGAAACGCAGUCUCUGCUUCCUGAUGGUUUCUCGCCACCUUCCAACCAUCUGCCCCCAACCUAUCAUGCUCAGUCGAUCAGUUUGUUGACAAUGUUUGCAUUUGUGCUUGCUUUGAUAGUAUCACUUAAAGGAGAACGAAUAACGGCUUGGUGAUCGAUCGCAUUAGGCAGCUCAAAGACGAUUUUCGUGGAUUUACGUAGACCUAUCAGCCCUCUUGUGUUUCCUAUGUCCAGUUUUCAAGCGUGGAAUGGAUUCCGAAGGCUGAUCUGGCUAAUUGAAAUCUCCUCGAGCCCCACUUGGGCAUGCUGUGCAUCCCCUCACUUCUCUCUUGACCUCA